Molecule: messenger RNA, 2595 nt
Organism: Prunus avium (sweet cherry)
Lineage: Eukaryota; Viridiplantae; Streptophyta; Magnoliopsida; Rosales; Rosaceae
Source: RefSeq, a predicted model, not a curated record
UGGCUGCCUCUGUGGACAUGGUGUUUCCAGUCAUACAUGGUAAAUUUGGUGAAGAUGGUGGCAUUCAGGAGUUGCUGGAAAAGUAUAACAUUCCAUUUGUUGGCACGGGAUCAAGUGAGUGUUGCCAAGCAUUCGAUAAGUACAAUGCCUCAUUGGAGCUCAGCAGACAAGGAUUCAUAACAGUACCAAGUUGUUUAAUACAGGGAAGUGAAGCAGAUGAAUCUGAACUGUCAAAGUGGUUUGCAAGAAAUCAACUGGACCCUAAGUCAGGGAAAGUUGUGGUAAAACCAACACGAGCAGGAUCAAGCAUUGGUGUUACGGUUGCAUAUGGCCUGGCUGAUUCCCUUAGCAAGGCUAAUGCAAUUAUUACAGAGGGAAUUGAUUCCAGAGUCCUAGUUGAAAUCUUUCUUGAAGGAGGGAGUGAGUUUACAGCAAUUGUUCUUGAUGUGGGAUCUGGUUUAGAUUGCCAUCCUGUUGUAUUACUACCAAGUGAGGUGGAACUUCAAUUCCAUGGCAGUGUUGAUGUUAUGGAGAAGGAUGCAAUUUUCAACUACCGGAGGAAAUACCUUCCAACACAGCAGGUUGCCUAUCACACUCCACCUCGUUUUCCUAUUGAUGUCAUUGAAAGUAUUCGAGAAGGAGCAUCUCGGUUAUUCCAAAAGCUUGGCCUCCGUGACUUUGCUCGAAUUGAUGGAUGGUUUCUGCCUCAAUCUAUUCAUGUAACAUCAUCGUCAGAUAGCAAAUUUGGAAGGACUGAGAUGGGUACAAUAUUAUUUACUGACAUUAACCUGAUUAGUGGGAUGGAGCAGACCAGCUUUUUGUUUCAGCAAGCCUCGAAGGUUGGUUUUUCUCAUUCAAAUAUUCUCCGGAGCAUAAUUCGUCAUGCUUGUGUGCGGUAUCCGAAUCUUGCAUCAUUUGGCAGUGUAUCAGAUUAUGCGCCUAGAAGAUCAAAAACCUCAAUGCUUAAUGAAGCAGUUCAUAAUUGCAACGGCACUCGAAAAGUUUUUGUUAUUUUUGGAGGAGAUUCAUCAGAGAGGCAAGUAUCUCUUAUCAGCGGAACAAAUGUUUGGCUCAACUUGCAAGCUUUUGAUGAUCUCGAAGUAAUUCCAUGUUUGCUUGCCCCCACAACUGGAGAUUCAUCUAACGAAGUUGAUGUGAGUUCCAGAACAGUUUGGUCUUUACCUUAUUCUCUUGUGCUAAGACACACCACAGAGGAAGUUCUUGAUGCAUGCAUAGAGGCAAUUGAACCUGACCGAGUUGCACUUACAUCUCACUUAAGGAACAGAGUUGUUCAAAAUCUCAUGGAAGGCUUGAAGAAACAUUCCUGGUUUACGGGUUUUGAUAUUACUGAUGAACCACCUGUAAAAUUAACAGUUGAACAGUGGAUCAAGCUAGCCAAGGAAGCUCAGGCUACAGUUUUUCUUGCAGUACAUGGAGGCAUUGGUGAAGAUGGCACACUUCAGUCUUUGUUGGAAGCUGAAGGGAUUCCACAUACAGGUCCUGGAGUGAUGGCUUCAAAGAUUUGUAUGGACAAACUUGCAACAUCUCUUGCUCUAAAUCAUCUGUCGGACUUGGGAGUUCUUACUAUAAACAAAGAUUUGAGGAGAAAGGAGGAUCUCCUUAGUACGCCAAUAGGAAAUGUAUGGCAUGAUUUGAUCUCAAAGCUUCAGUGUGAAACAAUAUGUGUUAAACCAGCAAGAGAUGGAUGCUCAACUGGGGUCGCAAGGUUGUGCUGCAUCGGAGACCUUUCAGUCUAUGUAAAAGCAUUGGAAGACUGUGUUCUCCGGAUUCCUCCUAAUAGUUUGUCAAAGGCACAUGGAACCAUUGAGAUGCCAAACCCCCCUCCGGAGCUCUUAAUCUUUGAACCUUUUAUCAAUACUGAUAAUAUAAUUGUAUCUAGAAAUGAAAAUGGACAUCAGAUCUUGUGGAGUGGACAGAGUAGAUGGGUUGAAAUAACUGUUGGCGUUAUUGGGAAACAAGGAUCAAUGCGUUCAUUGAGUCCUAGCAUCACUGUCCGGGAGAGUGGUGACAUUUUAUCACUUGAGGAGAAAUUUCAAGGUGGGACUGGCAUCAAUCUCACUCCACCUCCAUCAUCAAUUAUUAGCAACGAGGCCUUGCAGAGAUGUAAGCAACAUAUUGAAAUAAUUGCAAACACUCUUGAAUUGGAGGGAUUUUCCCGAAUUGAUGCAUUUGUCAAUGUGGAUAGUGGCGAGGUCUUGAUCAUAGAGGUCAAUACGGUGCCCGGAAUGACGCCUUCCACUGUCCUUAUUCAUCAGGCACUGGCAGAGGAACCACCCAUGUACCCUCACCAGUUUUUCCGUACACUGCUUGAUUUGGCAUUAGAGAGGUCCAUAUGAAGCUCUCAGAAUACUAUUGUCAAUAUCUCCAUUGUUUUCCUCUGUAAACUCCUUUUUAUGUGGCUUUGGGGGGCACAACUCUCAACUUGUGAGCUUGUUAGAAACAGAAAGCAUAUGUAUUUGUUCAGUUUGUAAUUUAUGUAGCAAGCAGAUUACCUUAAAAUGUUUGUAAUGUUGUUGUAAAUGUAAGGUCAAAACAAACUCAGAUCAAGGCAAAAGCACCACAAUUUCACUACCA